Messenger RNA from Loa loa (African eye worm), 1458 nucleotides. Its product is annotated as STE/STE11/MEKK2 protein kinase. Bases 1 to 1458 code for a protein of 485 amino acids. Gene Ontology annotation, molecular function: protein kinase activity; ATP binding; protein binding. NCBI's taxonomy places the organism in Eukaryota, Metazoa, Nematoda, Chromadorea, Rhabditida, Onchocercidae. Gene Ontology annotation, biological process: protein phosphorylation. The record is from RefSeq and is a predicted model, not a curated record. The transcript has 4 exons.
AUGAAUGCUAAGAAAGGAGAGGAUGGACAGGAAAAGGAAGAGCAAGAAAAAGUAAUCCGAGCUGAUAUUUGUUCCGCAAUCCGGAAUGGCUUGAUAGAAAUGAUGAUCAAUUCUGCUAAGAAGCAACUGUCUAUCAAUGCCCCAUCUGCUGAUUUCAAAAUCCGAAUUAAAGCAGAAUUUCGUGGUGAAAAAUUUUGUUUUGAAAUGGAUCGACCGUUAGUGUUUGAUGAAUUACAAGUACAUCUAAAUUCAAGAUGUAACCUGAAAUUGAAUAUUUACUACACUUUGCGUAAUCAUGAACUGAUUGUACCGAUACGAAAUCAAUUGGAGUUAGAUCGUGCAGUAGAAUUAGUUGAUCUAGAUCGUACGUCACAUCAACGAAGUUUGCGUCUGCUACUGUCCCGAUACCAACCGGAUAGUCGAUUGUCAACACGGCUCGCAUGCUCACUGAUUCCGGAUGCAUCUGGAACAUUCUCAGUACAAUCGAAAAUUAUUGAGAUUCCGUAUUGGGAAUGUCGGUCAUCCUGCGCCAGUACAAGUACCGGAAUGAUAAGUAGUUCUAGGCAAAAUGGUAGCAGUGUUAGUAGUGGUGUGGUACUUGCUGAUUUCGAUGAACACUGUCAAAAGGAUACGAGCACACCAUCUGCACCAACUAACUGGAAACAAGGCAAAUGCAUUGGUUCCGGAGCAUUCGGCAAAGUUUAUGUAUGCGUUGAUGUGGAUACUGGAAAAGAAGUGGCUCUGAAGAGAUUUAAUAUUUGUCGUGGUGACAAACAUUUAAAGAAUCAUAUAAUCCAGCUGGGAAAUGAAAUUAAUUUGUUAAGUACCAUACAACAUGGCCGAAUUGUCCAGUAUCUUGGUGCACAGCAAAUCGAUGAUUCCAUUUGUAUAUUUAUUGAAUAUAUGACCGGUGGAUCGGUAAAAGAUUGCAUUGCUACUUAUGGACCGUUGAGUAGUGCGGUUGCAGGCAAAUAUACUUAUCAAGUAUUACAAGGUUUGGAGUACUUGCACAGGAAUGAAAUCAUUCACCGGGAUAUUAAACCAGCCAAUAUUUUACGCGAUUCUAAUGGUAAUGUAAAAAUAGGUGACUUUGGUUCAGCGAAACGAUUGCAAACAAUAUGCAGUCAACAAGCUUCGACAUUCAUUGGUACACCGAAUUAUAUGGCACCAGAAGUAGUACUUGGACGUACAAAGCAUGGACGUAAAGCGGAUAUUUGGAGUGUUGGUUGUACCCUAGUCGAAAUGUUAACGACGAAACCACCAUGGGAUGAUCUUGAGCCAAUGGCUAUCAUUUUCAACAUUGCCCACCAUAAUCCCAGUUAUGAACUACCGUUAGAAGCCGACCCUGCUUUAGCUUACCUUGUAAGUACGAUAUUUGAACGUAACGUAGAGAAACGACCCAGUGCAUCACAACUGCUCAACAAUAUUGCUUUCCAGAGAUUUCUGAAUACUUCCUAA